UCAGUGGAACUGUAGAAGCAGCGCGCGAUAGAUUCACUCUUCACCGCAGCGCUCGCUGAAACACACACACACACACACUCUCUCUCUCUCUCUCUCUCUCUCUCUCUCUCUCUCUGACAUCAUGCCUCGAACACACACUCCGGCAGCUCGGGCAGCGAGCGGAGCAGAUGAACACACCACACACGGUCCACACGUGGCGCAGAGCCGUCACUGAGACACGGACCAGACUCUUACAUCAGGACUUCAGGGGAGAUAAAGGGAUUAGCUUUGUCUCUUCUGGAGGAAAAAAGAAGGGAAAGAAGAGGAGAAGGCAGUUCCAUCAGACGGAUAACGUGCCGAUGAUGGAGGGAUGAUGAAGAGAUGAUGGGAAUCUCCCAGUCUUCUACAGCACACUCGGGAUUUUAACCUGAACGAGACGCAGCGCAGCCAGACAUCUGCAGGAACUCCACUUGUUUUACUCAGUGUGUGUGUGUGUGUGUGUGUGUGUGUGUGUAUACAUGUUCCCACAUGGCGUGCUACUACAUCGUGAUCAGCUCCACACACCUCAGCAACGGACACUUCCGCAACAUCAAAGGAGUUUUCAGAGGACCGCUGUGCAGAAACGGCAACUUGGAUUAUGCGGAAAAAGAGAAAACCUUGGCUAAAGCUCUGGAGGAUCUGAAGGCUAAUUUCUACUGCCAGCUGUGUGAUAAACAGUACUACAAACAUCAGGAGUUUGACAAUCACAUUAACUCAUAUGACCAUGCACACAAACAGAGGCUGAAGGAGCUGAAACAGAGGGAAUUUGCCCGCAAUGUGGCCUCCAAAUUAAGGAAGGAUGAACAGAAGCAGGAACGAGCGCUUCAGCGCCUACACAAAUUGGCCGAACAGAGGAGAGAGGUUCAGUGUAGUGCUCCUGGAAGUGGCCCGAUGUUUAAAUCCACCACCGUGGCAGUGGAAAGUUUCAAUAAGUCGUGCUUCAUGGAUAAGGAGGAAAACCCGAACAUUGCAGAACAGGAGACAGAAUCUCAAAUCCCAUGGCCAUAUCGAGGAAAAGCAAAGAAACAAACUCUUCGUCGCAAGAUCGCAUUCUCCCUUUCCUUUCCAAAGAGAGCCUCACUGAAGCUGGAAUCUUCAGCUGCAGUCUUUUGUGAGAGUACCGAGGAGAAGAAGAUGAUUAAAUAUGAUACAGAGAUGAUGACACAUCAAAAGAGUUCCACCAAAAGUUCUCUGAAUGAUGCAAUGCCUGCCUCAGAUCUGUGUGCAUUCCUCGUUUACUCAGAGAACAGAUCAGUGUCUCCAAUUAGCCACUUUCCAACUGUUCCUGAAAGCUCGAAUCUCAGUUUGGACUCAGAGGAAAGCAAUAUAGCUGAAAAUAAAGAAGACACUAGUCAGGAAGAGAGCACCAUAAGUGAUGGUCCUAAACCAACAUCAUGUGAUGUCAAUUCAUUUCAAAACCAAGAAAAAGACAAUGUUUGUCUCAGAAGACCAAGCCAACCUUUCAUCUCUGUUGUGGCUCGAGAUAGUAAAACUAUCUUUCAAUGGCCUUCGGAAAUGGUGUGUUUCACAAAAACAGAGCCCUCCAUCUCAUUCAGCUGUAACCCUCUCCAUUUUGACUUCAGAGGUUCCCAGUUUAGGAAGUCUCCUGAUGACUUUCACAACAAAAAUCACCAAGAACUGUCUUUCGUUUCUGCAAAAAGCUCCAAAAUGUCCUCCUCUUCCUGCGAGAUCUCCACAGAGGAAGUCACAUGUAGAUUGGAAAAAAAUAUCCGAAAGUGCCACCUGUAUAGCGGCGAUUCACGGAGCAAAUACAAGCGUUUGAAAAAUUGGGCUCAGAGUGGUAAGAGAGCAGAGAACAAGUUGCAAGGCAGAGAUCGACGCCAUUACAGGAGUCAGCACAAAAAGAGGCACAAGAGAAGACGUAGGUGGGAGGAGGAGGAUUACAGUGAGCCAGAGCAGAGUGCAAACAUGAAAAAAUGGACUAAACUCCACAAACGAGAAGGAUUUGAAAGCCAAUUUAAAGGCUGUGCUGCACAGCAAGAACAGCCAUUAGAGAAGUCAAAGCAAUCAGCUCAGAAUCAGGCAGAGAAUAACAGCGUUGUUUCCUCAGCAGGAGGCUCUGUCGAAGCUGAAAAGGUACUUGAUAACAGUGGGGGAACGGUAGACGUUCCUGCUUUAGGGCAGACAACGAUCACACGAAAUGACUCGCACAAUCUCAGUGUGAUUCCUUCUGAUCGUGAAACAUCAGUCUCAGAUCUCAGCAGCCAAACUAUACCAAAGAAACGACAAAGUGACUCCCAGAGUAAAGAGGAUAAUGUUUGGUCACAUCAUACACAGUGUGCCGUGAUUAAGGAGCUAGACAGAAAAGAGGAUGUUUUGUGUCAUGAACGGAAAAGACAAAAAUUGGACCAAAGUCCUACCACACAUCUUAAUGAUGAACAUUCUCUUUUUGUUUUAAAUGGUUCAGAGGGAAUCAUGGACGUGGAAUCAACAUGGAAUAUUCUCCGUUUAAAAGAUCCAGACACGUGUGAUCCUGAAGGAGACAAUGCAGGAGGUAAAACAUCCGUUGUUAAAAAGCCCACUUCCACCUCUGAGAUAAAUUCUCAGGCUAUACCUGAGCAAGAUCUACAGCCUAAAGACAUAAAUCAUCUUCCUACAGUCCAAGAUGGUGACUCAGCAACAGAACGCAUAUCUGAAAAUGAGUGUAUGAAGUGUGCCAUCACAUCCCAAGUCAAAGAAAAAGAGAAAGUCAGCCAUGAUAAAUCCUGCCAGCACACUCCACUGUUGCCAGACUUUCAAGUCCUGGAUGAGGAAAGACACAACUGUGCAAUUCGGAGUCCAUUCAACCCAAUGCUGUGCUUUACAUCUCAGCUCAGUGGUGUGGAGAGGCAUGGCCUUCUUUCCGGCCACACCCACAAACAGGUUCUGCAUAAGAAAGUGUUUUCGGCUAAGUUAAGAUCUACACUUCCCAUCUCCUCUCCUAUCCUUCACCCUGUUCAUGUACCAUCUGCCAUUCCAUCCGGUUCUGUCACUAUCUUCCAGCAUCACUCUACAUUCCUGCCCGCUCAGCCUUCCCUCUUUACCCAGGUCGUACCUGUUACACGGCUUCCGUUAGCCCCUGAAAUCACACCCUUCAUACCCUCAUCUCAAGUUUCAAUGGUGGCUCCACCCACUAUCCACACAACAGCCGUAACAUUCCAUACUUUACCCCGUCCCCAAGUUUUUCGCCCACUCCUGCACCCCCCUGCUCCUUUUCCACCCUUACUGACCCCUCACACCACUGUCAUCCCCCUUCAGCCUCUCUUCUGAAAUUACUAAAACUUGGUAAAAUAGUUAUAGUGGUAAAAUGUUAUAAAGUACACUCUGAAAUUACACUACAAAACAGUAAUAUACAUAAAUAUGCCAUUGGGGAGUAAACUAUUGUCUAUGCCAUUUUCUUUUAACAGAUGUGUUUGUGUCUAGGGUAGAACAUUACAGAUGUUAGAGACUUUUAUUAAAAUAAUUUAGCAAUCGGUCAGGUAAAUGACAAUUAUUUCUUACCGAUGAGCCAUGACACUCAACGACAAGCAGCACCAAUUUGUUUAGAUGUCAUUUAAAUCUUAAAACAUUAAUUUUUUUUAGGACAGAGAGCUCUCAGCUGUACACAAAAAUUAAAGAAAAACUCUAGCAUGAAUGACAUAUUAAUCAUUGUGAUACAUUUUUUUCAUAAUUACCCAAAAUGCCAUUCAAAUCUACGCUGAUGGUGGUGAUAUUUAUCCAUUGCUACACUGCAAAGCAGUGCAGUAGGGCUUAAUCCUUUAGUGUGUUCAGCUCUCUCACAUCCACAUCUGUACACACUACUCAAACAGAUCAGUUUACAAAGCUUCAACCUUCAUUCUAAUACCUCUUUCAAUGGCAUUGUCAUCUCGUAGAUAACUAGCUGAGCCAAGUCUUCAUGUACCUGGGUCAGUGGUCAUAGCAACAUCAGUAGAGAUAAGCUGAAAUACCAAUUUGUGUAUUGUGGGCCAUGUAAAAUAUUCUUUAGCUAGUAUUUUUAACAUAUUUAUCUGAAAUUUAAAGUCCCACAUAGCACAGGAUAACAAGAAUGCCUCUAGACAUGCACUAAAAAACAAAAGGAAGCAGACGUGAAUUAUGAAAUUGUGCCAUCAGUUGUACAAACAUGAUGCAUAUUAUAUUUAUUUAACCAACAUUGACCUCAACUGCAGUUCUACGGCAAAAGAAAAAGCACAAAGGGUUAAAACUAGUUACUUCUUUAAGACUGUUGAAAAUGUAGGAAAGUGUUCAAUUUCUUAACUUAAAAUCAUUUCAAGAUUAUAGCCACGCUAAAUGAAUGUGGCUAAUUCCCAAAUAGCAAAAUUAAUAAUUAAUUAAUUAAUUUUAGUCAAAUAACUUGUACAUAUAUAUACACACUUAAAAAGUCACAGUAUAAAAACAAACUAGAAAAUAUGUUAAUAGUAUAAAUAGCAAGCUGAGUGGCUAAUUAGGAGUUGAGACAUGCUAUAUGCUAAAGCCUGACAGAGCGCAAAAGGACUUCUGUCCCCACUGAUCUGUCCAUAAUUUAUGAGAUAUUUAUACAAGAAUAUCAGAUUGGCUCAUGAUGUAAUAUAUACGAUAGAAGCCAAUAUGAAAUAAUUAGCUACAUGCAUCUCCCUACUCCCUAUAUAAAUGCACUACUUAUGGUAUAAAUUAGCAAGCUUUUGUCUCCUUCUAGGGAGCAUAAAGCAGGUUGGGAUUAAGCCAGUUAUAAAACCAACUGUGAUUUCAGUAGAUAUGUCUUGAUAGAAGUUGCGAGAAUGGUUAGAAUUUGUUGUUUGUGUUUAUUUUGAUGUAUAAAUUAUUUAAAUAAAAAGAUCAGAGUGGUUAAAGGGGAAAAAUCCAUCCAAUUAUAUUAUAUAUGCAUUGUUAGGAAAUCCUAAAUCUGAGCAUGAAGGUCUAUGGCACUUAAUUGAAAAUAAAGAGAAAAUGUAAUAGGAAGGUUCCGAUCAUCCUGGUCAUGCUAAGGGUCUCAUAGUAGUGAAUCUUGGUAGAGUAAACUUGUGUUUUAUUCUUAAAGAUUGUUCUUUAGAAGUCAUUAAUACCUUCUCUUUACAGGAUGUAAACAUUGUUGUCUUUGAAAGAAUGCCUCAGGUCCUAGAUUGCAGUCUAGCUAAACCAGGAUCCACAUUUCACUAAGAUCCUCAUUGCUAAAAUGUGAUCCACUACAUAGCUAAACAAUCACAAUGCUGAAGGCGUAAUUAUACAAAUCACUAAAAAUCUCUCAUGCUUUAUUUCUGUUCUCAGACUUCUCCGAGUCCAGUUAGACUUUUUAUUAAGUUAAAUAUUUUGAUUAAUAGUUAUUAAAAAAUUUUGUGGAACUACAGAAGUCCAGAUAUUAUAGCUAUUUAUUGUCCUAUCUAUACCUGAUAGAACAGGGGACAUUUUUUCAAGGACAAGGCACAUGGACACCAUUUAAAUAAAUAUGGGUGGGCAAAAAUGCAGGAAAUAGUAUUUAAGUAAAAGAACAGGAAUUAUGUCAAAAUUGCACUCAGUUAAAUAUAAAAGUUAAAAUUCUAGUUCAGAGAAAGUAAAAAAAUAUUGACAUUUCAUUCCAAAAAAACAUGAAGCUUUGUCUUGGAUUGUUUUGGAUUGGUUAUUUAACGUUAGCAUUAACAACAACAACAAAAAAAAAAACAACAACAACAAAAAAAAAAACUAGCUAGCAUAUUUACAACAAAUAAAGCUAACACACCUCAACAUACUUUUUUAGAUUUGUAUAAGACUGAUGCUCUAGUAGGGACAUGGAUACUAAUUGUCUCAAACUUUGUUGUUUAUUUUUGUUAAAGGUGAAAUUAAAAAGGAAUCAGGCAUAUGUUUUGCAUUCAUUAAUGGUUAAUUAAUUAAAGCAUUGUGCUCUUUCAGAUGACAUUUGAGUGAAUUUCUUUACUGUUUGAAUUAGAAAUAUCUCAUAACAUUUAAGAUGUAGUUAACAGGUAUCUUUACUUUAGCACAAAUGUUUAUUCUCAACACUGCUUCAGGUUGAACCUCUCACUCUCCUAGGCUUGGAGUGCCCUCUGGUGGCCACAAGAACUAUAGCAACAUUUUAUAUUGUAUACGUGCAUGUGGGUGAAAAUUGAUAAGGUAGAAAUCCAACAUGUAGCAGGCAGACAUUUACAAUCAUCAAUCACAGAGAUCUGUCUAAAAUGGACCACUUUCAGUGGCUUGAAAAGUGGUGCUGGAGGAAGGUGAAAAUGAGAAGGCUCACCUUAAGAAAAUGUCUGGUUAGCCAUGAAGUUCAAUGGAUGUUCUUUAUUCGAUUAAUGUUCUUAGCUGAACAGGGAGUGGGUGUACAAUAAUAAUCACAGUUUCACAUUUGUGAAUAUAUACUUCUAAUCACAUUUACUUCUAAAACAAAUGAUUCCUUAAAAGCUCUGGAACAACUCUCCACAAUUCUAUUAUUAACAUGGAACAAAUUGCUGACGUACACUGUAGGUAAACUCUCAGUAAACAGGAACUUGCAGGUAGCAACCAAAAUUGUGAGCGAGUAACUGAAGAGAUGUUACACCACAUGUGCCAUUGAUCUGAGGAAUCAUUUGAACAGAUUGUUGUUUUACAGCAUCAUACCUUGUUGCUGAAAUCAUUAAUGCACAUGAGAACUCCAGUCCAUUCAUGAAUGCAAAAAAUGAUCACUUGUUGCCUAUCCACUCAUAAUGUGAACGUAGGGUUGACUCAGUAAUCAACCACUUGCCUCAGGCAGGAUAUCAGAGUGUGGCUCCAAGCUGUCAUCUUAUUUACUACAUUUGGCAGACGCCUUUAUCCAGAGUGAGAUACAAAAGUGCUUUAAAUACAUCACUAAUGGUUCACUAGACUACAGACUAAGAAUACCAUAAAUCUUAAACUCUGUUUGGAGGUAAUAUAGCACAUAUAUAAACAAUUUUUUGCCCUAACAAAAAAAAAAAAAAAUAGUGCUUGUUUAAAUAUGUAAGGAAGCAGUACGUUGUUUGAAAACAGCCAGUGCCUCAACAGUUCUGAUAUCGAUGUAACGUUCGUUCCACUAAAUAGGAGCCAGAAAAGAGAAGAGUCUUGACGUAUAUUUACCCUGAGUGAUGGUGGGACCAGUCAAGCAGUUCUAGAGGAUCUAAGAGAGCGAGGUUCAGUGCAAGGAGUGGUAAGAGGGUGCUGGUCCAUUUUUGGUUUUGUAGGCAAGCAUCAGUGUUUUGAAUCUGAUGUGUGCAGCUAAUGGAAGACAGUGGACAGAACACAACAAUGGGGUGGUGUGUGAGAAAUUUGUGAAGUUAAAAACAAGUCAUGCUGCUGCAUUUUGAAUGAUUUUCAGAGGGUGAAUUGUGCUCAGGGAUAGACGUGUCAGCAGGGAGUAUCAGUAGUCCAGUCUUGAAGUGAUAGGAGUCUGAAAAAGCACUUGAGUGGCCUAAAAAGUCACCCUCCUAGAGGAAGAAAACAAGAGGACCAUAUACUGAGCCUUGUGUCACACAACUGGAGAGUUUGCAGAUGUCCAUGAUAUCAGCCACUAUCCAUGUAGGAAGCAAACCUUGCCAUGCUGACAUGCGCUGCUAAAAGGUCAAGGAGGAUCAGGAUAGAUGACAGUUGUCUGAUCUAGCAGCUGUUGAUUGAUCUAGCACUAAUUUCUUAGGUUGUCCUCUGAGACAGAGUGAAAUUGUUGAUUGUAACAGACUGUACAAAAGGAUUUAGAAUAAAAAGAGUGAAUUGAUACAGCUCUAUGGCUGCUGAUGUCUAAGGGAUGCAGAGCGGGUUUUUUCAGUAUGGCAAUAAUCCUUGCUCUCUUGAAGGUAUUUGGUUCAUGACCAGAUAUUAUGGAACAGUUGAUGACUGUAGUGAUGAAAGUCCGGAGGUCUUGUGAGAUGGACUGGAGCAUUGUUAAAGGCAUUGGUUCAGUGGGCAGGUGGUAGGAUUGCCAGACAGAAUGACUUAGGAUCUCCUCUGUUGCUAGGGCUGAAACAGUGACGGUAAUCAGACAGUAAAGGAGAAAGAGAAUCAUGCCUGUGUAACGUAGGAGUAGUCAGAGAAGAACUGAGAGUCUUUUUCAGAAAGAUUUUCUCAUCGUAAAUGUAGGGGGUCUUUAGCAGUCAGGGUGGAUGAAGCAGGGGGAGUUAGGGGGUUGGGUAGAGCAUAAAAGAUAUUGUGGAGCUUCUGAGGAUCUUGUGCAGAAGCUUCAAAGUUUUCCUCAUGGAAAGCCUUAAAAGAUUUCCUUGUCACCAGGUCUAAAACUCACAAAUAAGGCUGGUGGUUGUUUAUUUAUGCAUUCAAGAGUCUCCGAGCGCAGUGAUAAAGCAUGUGAUUAGAAGUUAAUCUUGAAAUCUUUUCCAAUCUUCAACUUUCCAUUUUGGGUGAGUCUGUACCCAUGAUAGUCUCAGAUUCCUGUUGUUGGCUCACUGGAGAGGAACGUGAUGUGUUCUUCUCCUGUUGUAGCCCAUUAACCUCAAGGUUUGAUGUGCUGCGCAUGUUGAGAUGCUUUUCUGCUCACCAUAGUUGUACAGAGGGAUUACUUGAGUUCCUUUCUGGCAGCUCAGACCAGUCUGGUCACCUCAUCUGGUCUCUGACAUCAACUACAUGUUUCAGCCUGCAGCUGCUCACAGGAUGUUUCUUGUUUUAAAAUAUUCUGUGUAAACCAUUAUGUUUGAAAUUCCCAGGAGACCCCUAGUUUAAAAAAAUAGACCAGUCCAUCUGACACCAAUCAACCAUGCCAUAGUUAAUUUCACAGAGAUCACACCCUUUUUCACAUUAACAUUAACUGAAGCUCUGGACCUGCAUGUGUGCUGCCACAUGAUUGGAUGAUUAGAUAGUUCUAUAAAUAAGCUAUAAAGUGACCAGUGAGUAUAUUAAACCAUUGAUGAUACAUAUACAUAUAAUAUAUUUAGAAACAUUUCCUAAAAUCUUAGUAAUGUUAGAUGUGCACUUUGCAGAAUUAACAGAUAACAAACCUCAAAUAAGUAAAGAAUUAAAACACAAGGCAUUACCUUGACUCACUACUAUGAGAAAGCACACAAAACCUUUUUCCUAAAGAAAUUAUUUGAUUCAGUUUGCUAUCUUCAGUAAGAAGAGUGUGAAAUGAAAAUUCUCAACUAUCAACUUUAAUCUAAUUUAGGCUUUUGUGGUGUAAUCUCUUUUUUUAAUGAUGUUUAAAUGUUCUAUCUGUCUCUUAUCCCAACUGCACUGAAAGAGUUUGUUUAUAGACACAAUGUAUUUGUGUGUUUUUUUUCUGAAUAUGUAAAUGAUCAAUGUUUAUAAACCAUGUAACAUUUACUCAAGAUGUAAAUAAGUUCUUAUUUCUAUUGUGUAAGGUAUCAAGUGUGUAUGAAAUAUUUAGAUAAAACAAAGUGACUAUGUUUUUUACGCUACUUUGCCAAACAAAUAAUGUUCAGACAUAUCUAAUAAAAUAGACAAACCAGGAAAAUGUGUGUUUAAUUCAUUUUUCACCUGGACAGUUUUAAUCUAAUCAAAUCAUCUGUGUAAAUAAAUCUAACUGGGAUAUAUAAGUGUUCACAGUAACAUUAUUAUAGAAAUAUUACAU
Molecule: messenger RNA, 9505 nt
Organism: Hemibagrus wyckioides
Lineage: Eukaryota; Metazoa; Chordata; Actinopteri; Siluriformes; Bagridae
Gene: znf804a
Product: zinc finger protein 804A
Exons: 4
Coding region: 508-3288 (926 amino acids)
Cellular component (GO): nucleus
Source: RefSeq, a predicted model, not a curated record